AUAGGGAAAAAAGAUAAAUAUAUAGGAAGGCCUGUAUUUUUUUCCAGAAAAGGUGGCAACCCUAAUGCUAACUGUGACUAACCCUCAGGCAACUGUUUUACCCACCUAAUGGCAUUUUACCAUUUUAAGUGGAUGUUUUCCCAUCCCACUCUAAGGGUAGAACUACACGGGCGUUUUGACAUCCGAUACCUUCCGCUCUGACGCGAGGAAGCGCAGGUGUUUCAUCGGAUCUAAGGUAAGUAAUAGGAAUGUCGGACGUUGUCGCAAUGUGCAUCUGAUACGACUGUCGGGUGCCAGCGCUGCAUGUUGCGUCUACGUCCGGCACCACCGAUGGGUGUCGCCCCGUGAAGGUGCGCCUGUCCAGCUCCUGUGCGCUUGCAGUAUAUCGAUCCGAAAGGGAAGCGCUGACCCUUUGCACCCAGGUUCCCCUUUCACACCUCCCGUACAGUGUACCCGCUCACACUCCCGUCCAUAGAAGGCUGCAGUGACUUUCCUCCUACUGGUCACUCCUCUGUUAUUGCCCCUGGUCACUUAACCCUUUGUACUUCACUCAGGAAGCUGGUGAGUGUGACGGAGCAUACCAAUUAGUACAGAAGGGAAGCCAUGGUCUGGCAGCAGCUCCCGGGAGAAUGAAGCGGAGCAGCAGGACAAUGAUAAAACGAGUAACACACAGAUGCACCAACAGAGUGUGGAGGCGGAGCCAGAGAAAGCCGCCAGAACUGAGGGAGAGGAGGGGCCAGGGGAGGAGCAUGAGGUGCCAGAGGAACGGGAGUCUGAUUCCCACCUCCAAUCACACAAAUCACUUGGACUGCAGUGUGCCCUACCAGCUGGCCACCCAGGAAGACACGGGCCCCGACUUGAGCAGUGAAUGCUCCCACCACCCAUUGGCUAAGCUGAAACGACAGUGUGCGGCGGCCAAGCUCCAAAGGCACGCCCCAUCCCCUGUAACUGACCGUGAAGCACAAGAUUUCUCAGGCCCCGCCCACCAGGAGCCUGUGUAUUACACUACAGCAAGUGGGGAGCCCCCGUUACUGAAACUCAUUGCUCCGGCCGAGGAGACGACUCCAGUGCAGAAAAGACCCUUCUGUGGGGUGAUGUGAAUGCUUGGGACACAAGCACAACCUGGAAUGUGACACUUGCUGGAUUAAAGGGCCAGUAUUUUACCCAUGGGCAGAUUUGUCCUUUUAACUGUUUUAGCAGAGAAAGCAUUUUUAUAGGGGCUCCUGGGGGUGCGUGGAGCUCAGAGAGGGGCCUCUGCUCUUUUUUUUAUAAAUCUGGAUUUUCUAAAGUUGAAAUGUAUCUGUAAUAUUGUAUUUUUGUAGGAAUUUCCCUGUUAUUGUUCCCUUGUCACAGCUCAGUAUUCCUGAUCACUGAAAGGUAACCCCACUCCUGAGCUGCUUCCCCUGAGGGGACGUGUGUGUGUAGCAUGAGAGGGAAAAGUGGGGGUGUGACAUGAG
This is a messenger RNA of Xenopus laevis (African clawed frog), 1457 nucleotides long. RefSeq names its product protein phosphatase 1 regulatory subunit 16A. Bases 630 to 1100 code for a protein of 156 amino acids. The transcript has 2 exons. The record is from RefSeq and is a predicted model, not a curated record. Lineage: Eukaryota; Metazoa; Chordata; Amphibia; Anura; Pipidae.